AAAAGAACAAUUUCACUGUGGAUUCUACUACGAUGAAAUUGCAGUUAUGCAAUAUAAGGGGAUCUCCAACGCUCAGUGCUUGGAUGGGUGCUAGCAGGAAAUAAAAUAAAUAAAAUCUCUAGAGCGCCCGCAUUAGAGUACGGACCCGCGUAGACCCCCAUCUUCCAAGAAGGAACAACUCUCCCUGACUAGUGGGCCCAGCAGGUCGGUGUCAUCUGAUCUGAUUAUGUACCGCCUCGGUUCGCUUUGCUCCUCCCCAGUCACCAGCCACCAGUCCCCACUCCCCCACUCGCCUUCCACCACACCCGCGAAAACCCUACCUCCGGAAGCAUCGCCGGUCGAGAUGAAGGGCGGCGACAUCACGGCACCCAAGGGGGCGCCGUACCCCGGGACGGCGGAGAGCCCCGAGCUGCGCUCGGCACUCAUCCGGAAGAUCUACGUCGUCCUCUGCCUGCAGUUUCUCCUCACCGCCGUCGUCGCGGCCGUCGUCGUCAAGGUCCCCGCCAUCCCUCACUUCUUCCUCUCCACCCACGCCGGCCACGGGCUCUACAUGUUCAUCCUCUUCUUCCCCUUCAUCGUGAUGUGCCUGAUGGACUUGUACCGCGAGAAGCACCCAGUCAACCUGCUGCUGCUCGGCCUCUUCACAGUGGCCAUCAGCUUCUCUGUGGGCAUGAUUGUCUUCCCACCAUGCAUGGUCAUUCUGGAGGGCGCGAUUCUUACAACGGUGGCUUUCUUGAGCCUCACUGCUUACACCUUCUGGGCUGCAAGCAGGGGCCAUGACUUCAGCUUCCUUGGUCAUUUCCUAUUUACUUCUCUCAUCGUGCUGCUCGUCUUUGGUUUCAUUCAGAUCCUCUUCCAGCUGGAUAAGCUCUCUCUCAUGAUCUUUGGCGUGCUGGCGGCACUCAUCUUCAGUGGCUUCAUUGUUUAUGACACAGACAACAUCAUCAAGCGUUGCGCCGGCGGCAUUCAUCUUCUGUGGCUUGAGACACGGACGACAUCAUCAAGCGUUACGCAUGACGACUGACGAGUAUGUCUGGGCCCUGCUGACCUGUUUAGCGCGGGUGACAGCUAAAGCGCAUCGCCCUGGCUGCCCUUGUUCACGAGAGCUUGACUUGAAGAAUUGUAUAGGCUGGUCUGUUUCACUGCCACGGUCAAGAUGUUGCGCUUAGUUUGGUUGCGUUGAUAUCCCUAGCUAAGAGAGGAAACAUGAGAAAAUUAACCUAAACUGUGCAUCGGUUCUAUUGGUGGUGCUACUGCGUGACUGAGCUAAUCAUUUCUUAUACUACUCCCUCCGUUUUUAUUUA
Molecule: messenger RNA, 1304 nt
Organism: Triticum dicoccoides
Lineage: Eukaryota; Viridiplantae; Streptophyta; Magnoliopsida; Poales; Poaceae
Product: protein LIFEGUARD 2-like
Exons: 4
Coding region: 227-1024 (265 amino acids)
Cellular component (GO): membrane
Source: RefSeq, a predicted model, not a curated record